UCCCUGCCGGUUGGCCGUGCGCGGGGGGCUGCCCCCGAACCUGACCGCUCCCCCGCACCUCUCGCAGGAGAGCGAGAGACUGAGGCCCGCCUGCUUCCGCCGGGACGGGAGGCUCCCCUGAGCGCUCCCCGGGCCCCAACAUCACCUGGGCGGGCGGCGGAGCCGGAGGUGCCUUGUGGAGGCGGCCGGGAGAGGCGCAGUAAAGUUGUCCCGUACUCCGGCCGGGACAGGAGGGUGCUGACAGGCUGCUCCGCCCUGCGCCUUCCCCGCCUCGGCUGCUCGGGGGGAACGCCAGCCCGCGGCCGGUGUAGCAGCCUCAGGAAGCGAAGGGUUUGGAGCUGUCAGCUGCUGCAACGUCCCGCUGACGUUUGCUCUCCGCGCUGGGUCUCUGUAGUUAUCUCUGCUGCCAGUUGUACUAGUUCCUGGGACUUUCUCCACAAUCUUAAAAGGAGGUCAGAGCUUGUAACUUUUGAGCGCAAGAGCCCAGUGACAAGGGUGCCUUGCUCUUGCAAACAGGGUUAAGUCAACGCAGAAAAGACUUGUUCACCUUGUGCAGUUCCUUUCUAGGAUCCCAGGGACAAAACUGUGUGGUGGUCUUACUCCUGUCAGAACCAGUUCUUGCUCCCAUCCUGUAGGGAGGUGCUUUGUAGUAAUAUGUGUGUGCCAGAGCCUGACACAGACUACCUUAGCUGCCUCCUGUCACCGUCUUCUAUUUUUUUUUCCUAAUUGGCUGAUCUCUUUAACUGUAUACUUUUUGCUGCCACGGGUUUGGUGUACUGUGGUGCUAUCUCCCACUCUAAAGACUCCUGAAAACUUCAUUUGGUCCAUUUGUAAUUAUGUGAUCCAGAAGUCAGCACAGCUGUUGUUUCCUCCUAGUUUUCUGUCAUCCCUGCUCUUCAUGGUUCCAGCUGAAAUUGUUCCAGAGUCCUGGACUUUCUUGCCCUCUAUACACAGAAAAGGAAAGAGGAAUUGUAUCUGUGUACAUGGAAACCUUUUUCUUUUUAAUGGCUAUUUUACAAUAUGGUGCUGUAUUAAAACAAAUGUUAUAAAGAUGUCUUGUAAGAUAGUAAAGAACAGAAAUCAAACCUGUAGUAUCUAUUGAUCGUGCCUUAAUGAGCUGGACAAGAUUUUUGUACAGGAUGCCAAUAUUGAUCUGUGCUUUGUCUUGGACGUGAAUGCUGUGGAAGAGGGCCAAGGAGGAUGCCAAGGACUGCAUCACUGAUUCUUGACAGCCAGGAACCUGACCAAAACUCCGGCAAAGAACGAAGAGUGCUUUUCUCCCACAAACUCCUGUUUGUGGUGUCAGUCUGUCUUCCAUUCCUAGAAAUAUGGAGGUGCUGUGGAGGUGGUAGGAAACUUGAGUUUGCUAGACCCGCAUGGCUCCUCCUGAUAACUGCUCAGUGCCUGACAAAGUGGAAAGAACAAAAGUGAACAUUUUUGACUUUGUGAAAGCCUCUUAAAAACAUGCAUUUGUAGUGCAGGCAUGGAGGUGUUGCUCAAAGGUGAAAAGCAAAAAAAAGCAGAGGAGCCAAAAUGGAGGGCUUCUCUUCAACCAAGGAGAUGGCAGAGGAGAGGCUCUCUCCAUCCAGGAAGCUAAAGAGAUCUUCAAAACAGCACGUCACAUCUUGCAGUGACCCAGGAAACUACACAACUGGCUGAGGCUGCAAAUGCAGAAAUAGUUGUCAGAAACACUGAGUGGCAUUGGAAGGUGUGAUCCAUGAAAGCUGCUGUUUUAUCUACAGAUACUUCUCUUGAUGUCCUACUAUGUCAUAUGAGCUGUCAACUUCAUCGGCCACGGAGUAAACUUUGGAGGCAAUCUGCUGCUGGAACGCUCUUCAGGAGCACCUUUGCAUGGCAGUGAAAGCAGCAGUGUGGGGGAACAGUGUUGUGGGCUGAUGUGAGUGAGCCUGUGCUGUUGGAGGCCCCCAGCCCUCCUGCCUGGCAACGUGAGGAAAGGCUGGUGAUGGUGAGUCCAACUUCAGAGCAAUAUGACAGUUUGCUCCAGCAGAUGUCAGAGAGGAUUGAUGAGGGAUGUGGGGAGACCAUCUAUGUCAUUGGACAAGGAUCAGAUGGGACUGAGUACGGGUUGAGUGAGGCAGACAUGGAGGCGUCCUAUGCCACGUUGAAGAGCAUGGCAGAGCAGAUCGAGGCAGACGUGAUCCUCCUGAGGGAGCACCAGGAGGCCGGGGGCAAGGUGCGCGACUACCUCGUUCGGAAACGUGUGGGUGACAACGACUUCCUGGAGGUCAGGGUAGCAGUGGUUGGCAAUGUGGACGCAGGGAAGAGCACCUUGCUGGGUGUCUUGACUCACGGCGAGUUAGACAAUGGCCGGGGCUUUGCUCGGCAAAAGCUCUUCCGCCACAAGCACGAGAUUGAGUCAGGCCGCACCAGCAGUGUGGGCAAUGACAUUCUGGGCUUCGAUAGCGAGGGCAACGUGGUGAACAAACCUGACAGCCAUGGUGGCAGCUUGGAAUGGACAAAGAUCUGUGAGAAGUCCACCAAGGUCAUUACUUUCAUUGAUCUGGCUGGUCACGAAAAAUACCUGAAAACCACCGUCUUUGGCAUGACCGGCCACUUGCCUGACUUCUGCAUGCUUAUGGUUGGGAGUAACGCUGGGAUUGUUGGAAUGACCAAGGAGCACUUAGGCCUGGCACUUGCACUAAACGUUCCUGUCUUUGUUGUGGUGACCAAGAUUGACAUGUGUCCUGCUAACAUCCUGCAAGAAACCCUGAAGCUGUUACAGCGACUGCUGAAGUCCCCAGGGUGCAGGAAGAUUCCCGUGCUGGUUCAGAGCAAGGAUGAUGUCAUUGUAACAGCCUCCAACUUCAGCUCAGAGAGGAUGUGCCCAAUUUUCCAGAUUUCAAAUGUUACUGGGGAGAAUCUAGAUCUGCUGAAGAUGUUUCUUAAUCUCUUGUCUCCACGGACCAGUUACAGGGAAGAAGAGCCAGCAGAAUUCCAGAUAGACGAUACUUACUCUGUCCCGGGUGUAGGAACAGUUGUCUCUGGGACGACACUGAGAGGCCUAAUCAAGCUAAAUGACACCCUGCUGCUGGGGCCAGAUCCCCUUGGCAACUUCCUCCCUAUUGCUGUCAAGUCCAUCCACCGCAAGAGGAUGCCCGUCAAGGAGGUGCGGGGAGGGCAGACUGCCUCCUUUGCCUUGAAGAAGAUCAAGCGUUCUUCUAUCCGGAAAGGCAUGGUAAUGGUGUCACCACGCCUGAAUCCACAAGCGUCGUGGGAGUUUGAAGCAGAGAUUCUGGUGCUCCAUCACCCCACCACCAUCAGCCCACGAUACCAGGCCAUGGUGCAUUGUGGCAGCAUCCGUCAGACAGCCACGAUUCUCAGCAUGGACAAGGACUGCCUGCGGACAGGGGACAAAGCCACGGUGCACUUCCGCUUCAUCAAAACCCCGGAAUAUUUACAUAUAGACCAGCGGCUGGUCUUCCGGGAAGGCCGCACCAAAGCUGUGGGUACCAUCACUAAGCUACUCCAGACCACCAAUAACUCACCAAUGAACUCCAAGCCACAGCAGAUCAAGAUGCAGUCAACGAAGAAGGGAGCUGUUACGAAACGAGAGGAUGGUGUUCCCGCUGCUGGGACGGCAGCUGGAGGCCCAGCAGCUGGGGAUGAGGCCCCCUCAACAGCUGCAGCACCACUGACACCUACUGCCCUGCAACCAUUGCCUGCACUGGAUGAAGAGCCCCACAUCCGUGAGGGCAAUAAGUCAAAAGUCGGAGGAGGAGGCCGUCGACGUGGAGGUCAGCGCCAUAAAGUGAAAUCUCAAGGAGCCUGUGUGACUCCUGCCAGUGGCUGCUGAAUUUCUUAUUCCUCCUCUCUCUGAAGAAUUCCUCCCCAUCCCUUCAUUUCUUAUCCAAAAGAUCCAGAGCAGCGUAAACCAAAACCCAUCCCAGCUGAUUGGCUGCAGAAGAAUCGUCCCUCCUCCCUGCAGGAAGCGAUGGAGAGGAGCAUAAUUUAUAAGCUAAUGAAGGUGAUAAGACAGAGAACUGAGUAACUGACACCUUCCUCCUCCACCUGUCGACACAUUUUUGUACAUCAUGGGCUUAGUUUUUAUUCUUA
This is a messenger RNA of Vidua chalybeata, 4074 nucleotides long. RefSeq names its product GTP binding protein 1 (gene GTPBP1). The record is from RefSeq and is a predicted model, not a curated record. NCBI's taxonomy places the organism in Eukaryota, Metazoa, Chordata, Aves, Passeriformes, Viduidae. The transcript has 14 exons. Gene Ontology annotation, molecular function: translation elongation factor activity; GTPase activity; GTP binding. The coding region runs from base 1964 to 3814 and encodes 616 amino acids. Gene Ontology annotation, biological process: translational elongation.